AAAGGCGCAUGCGCAGUCCUCUGUUCCAUUCUGUACAGCUGUAGGAGAAAAUGGCAGCACACAUGCUAGGACAGCAGGCCCGCCAGUUCAGCACGUCUGUGAUUAGACCUGUAUCAAAACUGGUCAAGCCUCCCAUCCAGGUGUAUGGAGUGGAGGGCCGCUAUGCCACUGCUCUGUUCUCAGCUGCCAGUAAGCAGAACAAACUGGACCAAGUGGAGCAAGAGCUGGGAAAAGUGUCUACCAUGAUCAAGGACCCCAAGAUUUCCAGUAUUGUAAUGAAUCCUCAUGUAAAGCGCAACAUGAAGCAGAAAGCAUUGGGUGAUGCUCUUACUAAGGCCAAGGCUCUACCCAUCACCAUCAAUUUCAUCAAUGUGUUGGCUGACAAUGGUCGUCUCCCUCUCACUGGUGAUGUCAUCACUGCUUUUGGCAAGAUGAUGAGUGCUCACCGUGGAGAGGUCAUCUGCUCAGUCACUACUGCUCAGCCUUUGGAUGCAGCUAGUCUUGCUGAACUGAAAGUAGCUCUUAAGGGAUUUCUGCAGAAAGGUGAAACCAUCCAGCUGGACACAAAGUCGGAUCCUUCAAUCCUGGGUGGCAUGAUUGUCAGCAUCGGAGACAAGUAUGUGGACAUGUCCACCAAAACAAAGAUUCAGAAGCUGACCAAGCUCAUCAAGGAGACUUAAGUCCUGUGGACUCAAUUUUGCCGAGGAUCAGAGACGACGGUGGGGGAAAUGCUGAUAAAUGUAUAUUGCUACCUGUUUUAGCACUGCAGUUGCUCCAUAAAUCCAAGUGUCUGUGCUUAUUCAUGUUAAUAAAAUCUACAAAAUCUGA
Solea solea (common sole) is the source of this 828-nucleotide messenger RNA. It is a transcript of the gene atp5po, whose product is annotated as ATP synthase peripheral stalk subunit OSCP. The record is from RefSeq and is a predicted model, not a curated record. The coding region runs from base 51 to 680 and encodes 209 amino acids. Lineage: Eukaryota; Metazoa; Chordata; Actinopteri; Pleuronectiformes; Soleidae. The transcript is spliced from 7 exons. Gene Ontology annotation, molecular function: proton-transporting ATP synthase activity, rotational mechanism. Gene Ontology annotation, biological process: proton motive force-driven mitochondrial ATP synthesis.